Photinus pyralis (common eastern firefly) is the source of this 923-nucleotide messenger RNA. RefSeq names its product DNA polymerase alpha subunit B-like. The record is from RefSeq and is a predicted model, not a curated record. The coding region runs from base 1 to 843 and encodes 280 amino acids. The transcript has 5 exons. Lineage: Eukaryota; Metazoa; Arthropoda; Insecta; Coleoptera; Lampyridae. Gene Ontology annotation, molecular function: DNA binding. Gene Ontology annotation, cellular component: alpha DNA polymerase:primase complex. Gene Ontology annotation, biological process: DNA replication; DNA replication initiation.
AUGCACGGAAAGCAAAUAUCGAGCCAGCCAGCCAGCCAGCCAGCCAGCCAGCCAGCCAGCCAGCCAGCCAGCCAAAGGUCCCUUCAUAUAGUGGUUGCUGUAGGGCCUUUCACUGUUUCUAGUAAUUUAUCCUACGCACCAUUACAAGAAUUAGUAAAGUAUGUCACGAAUCACAUUCCUCACGUUUUGAUUUUGAUUGGACCAUUCGUGGAUGCUUCGCAAGAAAAUGUAGCGGACAUAACAAUGAUGGAGUUAUACGAUACAUUCUUUGAAGCAUUAAUACAAAAUGUUAUGUCACCAUUAGAAGGGUUAAACAUUAAGGUUGUGUUAGUGCCUUCGGCGAAAGAUGCCCAUCAUCAUGUGGUUUUCCCGACGCCGCCUUACAAACUUCGCAAGACAUACCCCAACCUUCAGUGUGUAGGUGAUCCUAGUAUACUGAAUAUAGAAGGCUUAACUUUGGGAGCGACGUCUACCGAUAUACUACUUCAUCUGAGCAAGCAGGAGUGUUCAUAUGGAACGCAGGGAGGUGAUCGUAUCAGUCGCUUAGCUUCACAUCUUUUAUGCCAACAAAGUUUUUAUCCUUUGUAUCCUCCAAAUGAAGACGUUUUUAUUGAUUAUGAGUUACUGGAACAACACGCUGGAAUCAAUUUUAUUCCCAAUAUACUGAUUGUGCCAUCAAGCCUUCGCUAUUUCAUUAAAUACAUCAAUGGAUGUGUGGUGAUCAAUCCCGAAAGAAUCACAAAAGGUUAUGUUGGAGGGACGUUUUGCAGAAUGGAAGUAGCCCCACAAGUGUCAUCUGGUAGUCUAUCGGAUAGUGUUGUUGCUCAAAUUAUACGCAUUUAGUGAUUAUGAUUUUUAUUUAUUGUUUUUGUCAACUUGACACCUUUCAAUUUUUUAACGUUAUAAAUAUGUGGAAAAAGUUA